AUGGGGCAAGCACCACCACCACCACAGCCAAUUGUUGAGUCAAAAUGCUCCAUAUGUGGAAAAAAGGCAGACGUGUUCAAAUGCGGAGGCUGCUCACACGAUUUUUGUUUCAAUCAUUUAACAGAACACCGUCAGACACUCAUUAAACAAUGCGAUCAAAUUGAAAAUCAUCGUGAUCAAUUUCAUCGGAAACUUUUUGAACAACAGAAAGUACCAGGAGAGCCUCCGUUUAUACAGGAAGUGAACAUAUGGGAAAAAGAGUCGAUUCAGAAAAUUAAACAAACAGCCGAAGAAUGUAGACAAAUAUUAUGUGAAGAGAAUGAGCAACAUUUUAUGGAGAUGGAAUUUCAACUAUUUCAGUUAACUGAAGAAUUACAGAAAAUUCGUCUAGAAAAUGAGUUCAAUGAAAUCACUAUAGACCGAAUCAAAACACAAUUGGAAAAACUAGAACGAGAAUUUGGCCAAUUACCCAAUGUGAAAAUUCAGAAAGAUGUCACAUCGUUUAUUGAAAAACUUUCAGUUGCUGUUUCAUCUGAAACUCGUCGAGAAAAGAAAUCAAAUGAAAACAAAUUACGAGAAGGACUUGAUCCUUCUUUACACACUUCAAAGUCAAAUGAUUCUGCAAUCUUAGCACAUGACACUUAUUUAAACGCCGAUCAGACGAGUGAAGAAUUUCUUGGUCGAUACUAUAAACAUUAUGCUGCUUCUAGUUCAGAUGUUGAGAAUUGUAAUAUCCAUUUUUUGUCAUCGGAUAAUAAUGAUAAUUCAUCAAUAUCCAUCAACUUUCACAAAUCAACCAAUCGUCAUGGAGAUGAUGAUGAUGCCACAAAAACAAAAGAAAUUUGUAAGAUUUCUCUAAAUGGUGUACGAAGUCCACCAAAUAAAGACAAUGAUUCUGAUGAAUCAAUAGCUAGUAGUACUUUUCUUAAAUCACCAAUCCACCCUGGUAUCAAUAGUGGUUAUAAAAUGCUUCGAGAUUCGCGGAGUAACGCUAGCGGUUCUGACGGAUUAAACUCUGAUGAUCGUCGACUUAAUCCGCAGAGUGACAAGACUCUCGGUGGAUUUAACUCAAGUGCUAUAGGCUGCAAUACUUGUGCAAUGUCGUCAUCAAACGAUAGCAAGCCAAUAGCGUUCAACAAACUACCCAGCCAAAAAGAUCAACGUGAAAGUAUCGAUUAUCAUAAAGAAGCAAGUGUUAGUGGUUUUCAAGAUAAUAAUAGUACAAGUAUAACGUUUCAUAACUCAACAAUCCGUGGUGGCCCACGGCGUCGAGGUAAACAAAAAAUCUACAUUUUUAAAGAGAAAAGCAAUUUUUCAAACAAAGGUUGUCGAGGUCCACGCAGAAACCAAUCACGUUCAAGUGCUCGUGAUAGUGGUAGUAACAGUUUCAAUAACUCUGGUGGUCGACGAAAUAAUAAUAAUCAAGUAUCUGAUGAUAUAUUCGAUCAACCUAGUGGUCAUCCAACUGAACGUUUUAUUCCAUCACCUGCGCCGACAACUGAAGAUGGUAUAUUCGGCGAGGCAGUUACAAGAGGUGAAAAUUUUGGAGAUUAUGAUGUAGUUCAUGUACAAUGUACAUCACCAGGCAAAGUAAAACCAAUUGAAUUAUACGAAGAAGCAAAUCUUGGUACACAAAUUUUGUCAAAUAUUCGUCGUGCUCAUUUUGAAGAACCAACAGCUAUUCAACGUUAUACAAUACCUUGCAUACGACAACACGAUGAUAUAAUGGCCUAUGCACAGACUGGAUCUGGCAAAACAGCGGCUUUUCUUCUGCCAAUCAUAUCAAACUUACUUUCAUAUAAUGCAGAUGAAUUAGCUGAAAACCAAAAUCCACCAGCGCCAUUGUGCCUGAUUGUUUCGCCUACGCGUGAACUUGCUCUACAAACAGAACGCGAAGCAAGAAAAUUUGCAUUCGAAACUCCUGUGAUACCUUGUUCUACUGUUGGUGAUCAUACUGUAUCGGAUCCUCUUCGACAAGGUUGUCAUAUUCUAUCGGCUACAACUGAUUGUCUUAAAGAUAUGGUUGAAAAAGACCGAAUUUCGUUGAAAAAAGUGAAAUAUUUUGUUCUUGAUGAAGUUGAUCGAAUGUUGGACACAGGUUUUGAACCUGAUAUUCGUAAAUUAGAAGAUCUCGGUUUACCAGCAAAGGAUGAUCGUUGUACAUCAAUGUUUUCUGCUACGUUCCCCAGUGAAGUACAAAAAUUAGCUACACAUUUUCUACGUGACGAUUUUGUCUUUCUGACCGUUGGCACAAUUGGUGAUGCUAAUGAAGAUAGAACACAAUGUAUAGAAGAAGUGCCACAAGGACAAAAAAAAGAUCGUCUUUUUCAAUUACUCGAACAAAAUCUUAAAUCUGAACGGUGUUUAAUUUUGGUUGAAACAAAACGAUCAGUUGAUUAUAUAGGUUCAUUACUAUCGCAAAAAGAAUUUCGUACUACAACGAUGCAUGGUGAUCGAACACAACAACAACGAUAUCAAGUUGUACAAGAUUUUAUAAGUGGAAAUUGUCCAAUACUUGUUGCAACAUCAGUUACUGCUCGUGGUUUAGAUUUUUCUUUAAUUGACUACGUUAUUAAUUAUGAUUUACCAGAUUCAAAUGAUUUAAAUAUGCAUCGUAUUGGUCGUACAGGUGCCAUUAGUCCUGCUGGUCAUUUGGGUAAAUCAAUAUCAUUUUUUGAUCCGAAUCGAGAUUCAGAUCGAAAAAUUGCUCCUGAACUUGUAUCAAAAUUAGUCGAAGCUGGCCAAGUAGUACCUAACUUUCUCAAAAAAUUUGCUGACGGUGGUAAUGUUGGAUUUUCCAAUGAUGGUCAAGGUUCACGAAAUACUGACGUACGUGAUGGUCAUAGCCAUUUUGCUAAUCGAAAUAAAGCUGCUGGUUCCAGUGGUGGUACAGCUCCUACCGGAGCAGCUAACAAACAUUGA
Molecule: messenger RNA, 2922 nt
Organism: Rotaria socialis
Lineage: Eukaryota; Metazoa; Rotifera; Eurotatoria; Philodinida; Philodinidae
Source: the annotation of a GenBank genome assembly